AUGGCUUGUGUAGACAAUGUCUGAAAAAAACUGAAUGUUGUAUACUGAAUGGAUAAAUUAUCCCUGUCUGGAUUCGUGUUGUUUUCAACAGCAAUGGGUCGUCAAAGACAAAGAGCAAGUGUGUUCAUUCCUUGCGUCGCGCUGCUUUGUUUAGCUGACUGGUCUGCAGCGCAGAUAUCCUACUCCGUAUCGGAGGAGGUUGACAAAGGGACAUUCGUGGGGAAUCUUGCAAAGGAUUUAAAUCUUAACUUACAGGAACUGGAUUCUAGGAGUCUUAGGAUCGUUUCUGGACACAGUAAAACAUACUUUGAUGCGGAUUUAAAAACUGGAAUAGUUUACGUCAACGAGAGGAUAGACAGAGAGGAGCUCUGUCCGAACACGGUAAAGUGCUCGUUAAACAUUGAGGCAAUAUUAAACAAUCCUAUGCAUCUCAGUCGCAUUGAAGUUAAUAUUUUAGACAUAAAUGAUAACACUCCAUAUUUCCUAGAAGAACUACACUUACUGAAUAUAACUGAAGCUGCAUACCCUGGUGAAAGGUAUCCUCUGCCGAUAGCAAACGACGCAGAUACUGGAACUAACGCCAUCAAAAGCUACAAUCUGAGCCCAAAUGAACAUUUCACAUUGGAUAUACAAAGCGGGGGAGAGCAAAGUCUGUCUGCCGAGUUAGUGUUACAAAAAGCUCUGGACAGAGAGAAACAGCCGGUGAUUCAGCUCAUUUUGACUGCUCUAGAUGGAGGAAAACCUCAUAGAACAGGGACUUUACAGAUCACUAUAUAUGUAGAAGAUGUUAAUGACAAUGUGCCUACGUUUAGCAAGCCGCUUUACAAGGUUAGUGUUCCUGAAAAUGUUUCAUUAGGAACACAAAUAUUACGGCUGACCGCUACAGACCUUGACGAAGGUAUAAAUGGCGAGAUUGUGUAUUCUCUGGUAGGGCGAGGUGGUUCAAGAAAUGCGGAUGCAUUUGCUAUCCAUCCAGAAACCGGCGUGAUAACAGUUAAGGUUAAUUUAGAUUACGAAGAGACGGCUGCUUAUGAAAUCAGAGCAGAGGCCAUGGAUCGCGGACAUUCAUCAAGGAAAACAUAUUGUAAAAUUUUAGUUGAUCUCGUAGAUGUUAACGACAAUGCCCCUGAAAUCACGGUGACGUCACUCAUGAGCCCAGUAAAAGAGGAUUCUGAGAUAGGCACAGUGGUCGCUUUGGUGACAGUGUCAGACAAGGACGCAAAACAGAAUGGCCUCACCAAGUGUAGCUUAGUUGGGCCUGUACCUUUUAAAUUGAAGUCCAAUUAUAAGAACUAUUAUUCUUUAGUUGUUGACGGGUCUCUGGACAGAGAAAGUGUCUCUCAGUAUAGCGUCAGAAUCACAGCUACGGAUGAAGGCACUCCACCGCUCUCCAGCACCAGCAUUUUUACUGUACACGUGUCUGAUGUCAAUGAUAACGCACCACGCUUCUCAGAACCGCUGAUUAAUGUUUAUGUUAAAGAGAACAGUCCAGUUGGAGCUGUCAUAAACACAAUGACUGCUUUGGAUCCAGAUCUGCAUGAAAAUGCUAAAAUAACAUAUUCAUUGUUGGACAGUUUUUCGACAAUAAUCUCAAUAAUGUCUGCUGUAAAUGUGAACUCAGAGACUGGAGAAAUAGUCAGCCUGCAGUCUUUUAACUAUGAGGAGUUAAAAUCGUUCCAGUUUAAAGUUCAGGCCACAGACUCUGGUGUCCCUCCGCUCAGCAGCAACGUCACCGUUAACGUUUUUAUCCUGGAUGAAAAUGACAACAGUCCCGGAAUUCUUGCACCCUAUUCUGAGCACGGCUCUGUUAACUCUGAAAACAUUCCAUACUCUGCUGAAGCGGGCUACUUUGUGGCCAAGAUCAGGGCUGUAGAUGUAGACUCAGGCUACAAUGCGCUGCUUUCUUAUCAAAUCUCUGAGCCCAAAGGAACCAACCUCUUCCGCAUUGGAACCAGCACAGGAGAGAUACGGACUAGGAGGCGAAUGAGUGACAAUGACCUGAAAACUCACCCGUUGGUGGUGUUGGUUUCUGACAACGGAGAGCCUUCACUGUCAGCGACGGUGUCUAUUGAUGUAGUGGUGGUUGAAAGCACAGGUGAAAUCCAGACUCAAUUCAGACAUGUGCCAGUAACGGAUGAAAGUUUCUCUGAUUUAAACCUGUAUUUGUUUAUCGCCAUUGCCUCGGUGUCAGUGAUCUUUUUAAUGAGUCUUAUCAGUUUAAUAGCUGUAAAAUGCCACAGGACAGAGGGCACUUUCAACGGAUACAGCCCUCCAAUGAUCACCACACAUCCUGACGGGACCUGGUCAUACUCUGAAACAACUCAGCAGUAUGACGUGUGUUUCAACUCAGACACACUGAAGAGUGACGUGGCGGUGUUUCCUGCACCGUUUCCACCUGUAGAUUCAGAGUUGAUCAGUAUUAAUGAAGGAGACACUUUUAACCGGACCCAAACAUUACCCAACAAAGAAAAGGUAUGUAAAGCAGGCUAUGUUAGUCAACAUGAUGUGAUCGAAGUCCUAGUGUCCUUAACAUUGUGA
Molecule: messenger RNA, 2538 nt
Organism: Hypomesus transpacificus
Lineage: Eukaryota; Metazoa; Chordata; Actinopteri; Osmeriformes; Osmeridae
Product: protocadherin alpha-2-like
Exons: 1
Coding region: 49-2538 (829 amino acids)
Biological process (GO): homophilic cell-cell adhesion
Cellular component (GO): plasma membrane
Molecular function (GO): calcium ion binding
Source: RefSeq, a predicted model, not a curated record